Molecule: messenger RNA, 4181 nt
Organism: Triticum aestivum (bread wheat)
Lineage: Eukaryota; Viridiplantae; Streptophyta; Magnoliopsida; Poales; Poaceae
Exons: 2
Coding region: 1880-3121 (413 amino acids)
Source: RefSeq, a predicted model, not a curated record
UUCAUCUCUCUUCCCCUCACCAGUCCUUCUUCACCUCCGGCUGCCGCCACGGCCAGACCGGCGUGGUGGUGCUCCUCCACAGCCCAUCCAGCCACCAGCGCCAUCCAUCACCAGCACCAACACCCAGCGCCACCCAGCACCUCCACACGCUCCACACCGCCGCCAUCCAUCACCACCACUCCCCGCUUCACCGCGCCAUCAUCACCCCCGCCCCACUGAACACCUCCGUGCGAGAGUUUCCCUGCUGCCGUCCUUCUUUCCUUGCCUCUGCUGCUGCUCUUGCUUGUGCCCCUGUGCUGCUGCCUUUCUUCUCCCCUUGCUACUGCUCUUCUUCUCCUACGCCUUGCUGCUGCUCCUUCUUCCCUCGCCUUGCUGCUGCUCCUCCACUUCUCAACUCGAACCAACUGCUCCUCCUCCUUCCCUUGCCUCUUCCCAAAUGCUGCUGCUCCUCUCCUCGCCCCUUUUGCUGCUGCUCUUCUCUGAAACCUCAAAACUGCUGUUGCUCCUCCCUAUUGCUUCACCCCUACUGCUCCUCCUCUCAACGUCUUGCUGCUGCUCUUCUCUGAAACCUCAAAACUGCUGCUUCUUCUCCCUCUCUCUAUUCUCUAAUUUUCUGUAAUCUUGAGUAGUGUAAUGUUCAUUACUUUGAAAUGUUCAGAAUUGAGAUGUGUAGCACUUGUAAGGUUCAGAUUUUGAUAAGUGUUUGCAACCAACUAGUUUGCUCAGUUCGUACUUGUUAAAUAUCAUGUCAUAAAAAUAUGUAAUAUUUUGUUACUUUGGUAAUUAGUGUUCUGUCAGCAUAUAUGUGUGUUCACCCUGUGUAUUUCUUCUCGCUGUACUUGUUAAUUUCUAUCAGUAAUUUUUAGUUGUUAAAUACUGUUGUGUUGAUCUGUGGGUACUAAUCUUGUGGCUUGUAAGAUUUCGUUUCUGUUGUCACUUGUGUAACCUGAACCGUGGUGUAGUAUCCUGUUCGCAUAUGUGUGGUUUGGCGUGUUCUGUAGUCCCCGUAUCAGCUAUGUACCUGUGAUAUAUGAAUGUGCGUGCGUGUGUGUGUUUGAUUAGAAACAAUUAUAUUCUGUCAUAUAUUGUCGCUUCUUCCUACUGUUAUAUGUUUGAUACUAAUGUGUCCUUGUCUUGUAGCUUUACUUGAUAUUGACUCCUGUUUGUGUUAGUAUUUUAAUUCCUCAAAUAAAACAAAAUACCAAAAAGAUAGUGAGUAAUAUCUUAACCUCCCUUUGCUAUUUUGCAUUUUCUUGGUGGAUUAUCUUCGGGUACAAUCAUUGUUAGUUUAGAUUCUUAUUUUCUGCAUUUAUCUCUUAAAAUUGUGCUACCUAGCUUUAGCCGAGCAUAGUCGUCGUCGCCUAGUCCCUGUGGAGAACACGACAUCCGUAGUUUGGGGCGUAAAAACCCCGUUGUACCUACAAUUGACCAUUUUGGCGCCGUUGCCGGGGACUAGUGUCGAGUGACCGUGUUAGGCUAUAGACUAGUUUUUUCUUCUUUUUCUAUUUUGUGCCAUAUAUUUGUGAUAUAUCUCUAACUCCUAACCCUUGUUCCAGAUUAUUUCCUCUUUGUUUUCUUUUCCUUUUUGCAGGUUAGAACCAUCUUCUCGGAUAUGGCUUAGUAUUCAGAUCAUCAUGCUUAUGCGAGCAACACUACAAACAGCACGGAAAGUAUUCAAGAACUGAUAAGUAAGAUUUCCCAUCAAUUAGAUGAUUUAGCUCGGCAGCGAGAAGUAGUUUUUGACGAUAGGCCUAGCUCUUAUGAUCCUUGUUCUAGAGGCCAUCCUUAUGUUGCUCCUACUUGCCAUAUUUGUGGAUUUCAGGGCCAUUCGCUCGCUGAAUGUCAGCGUGGUUACUCUCACACUCCAGAUUGUUUUGGCAUGAGCUUCGCUCAACAGCAUAGCUCAUACCAAAACAAUUACUCAUAUAGGUGGCCUGAAAACCCGAAUAUGUCAUAUAGGAGCAACAACCCUGAGAUCUCACCAUUUGCUUCUAGUAAUCAUAUGCAGGGAUUUAGGUACAAUGAGGAGAGCUACAACUAUGCUCCACAACAGAUUUAUUCAGCUCCUACUCAUAUACCUCAACACCAGGAGAUGUUGCCAAUGGAGUUAAAUGGUCCUCCAUUUGGUCAACCAACAACUCCAGCAACUGCUGAGCAAUCUCAUGUGCAAGUGCCCACACAAGAUGAAUUUGAUGAUAUAGACAAGCUCACAUUGCUUAGUCUCGAGUUCACUUGGAGUGCUGAGGAUGAUCCAAUUAGGCCGAUGAUACUAGAUGAAAUGAAGAAUAUCAAGAGUGGAAAAGAGCUAGUGAAUGAAGUAAGGAAGAUUGAGAAGAACAUCAACGCUGGUAGUACUAUCUCAUCUCUCCUUGAGCUGAGUGCUGCUAAGAUUUCUAGUCAUACAUGUGAGGUUCCAACACCGUCACAUUUAGCUGAGCAAGAUAGCGAGAGCCCAGAUGAAGAGAUACCUCGGAUUGAAGAUGUACUCGAAGCCAAGGCACAAGAUGAUCCAGAGCUCAAAUGCCCAAGUGAUCAAGUCGAAGACUCAUCAUCUACAACUCCUGAAGAAGUAGAAGAAGCUGUUGUAGUUGAAGAUGAAGAACCAGAAAUUCAAUUGCCUAUCAUCAUACAAGAGUGUGACAUUGCAGGUUUAUCUAAUCCUGUCAAUGGCAUGUCCCCAUAUGAAUUGUUUGCUACUACCUUGCAUUGCAUGAUGCCAUCUGUUAAAGUAGAUUUGAAAAAGUAUUUGCUUGGAUAUGAUCAUAUAUACCCUGUUAGUGGCAUUACUCACAUUAGUGAUGAUCACAGUUACUUUCCUCGUGCUAGACCUAUGCUUUAUGAAACAUAUCAUUCCCAUGCUAGUCUUGAGCUUAAUGGUAAAUAUCAUCCUCAUGUUAGUGUUGACCUUGCUGAUUUCUACCAUCCUAAACAUGUGCUUUAUAGCUAUGCUUAUGUAAUUGGAUAUUCGAUUGAUGACUUGGAGGGUAUUAUCCCUACCACUUGCAUUGUCUCUUUUGUUGUGAGUGCUUUUAGGUUUUUGCUUGUGCACGAUCCACUACAUGCUGACCAGGUUCGAGGUGACAUUCCUUGGGACCCUGGUGGACUUAGAGAAUGGGGAUGAGGAGAAGCAAGGGGGCACACACGAGGAAGGGAGAAGCUGGAGCAGGCAUGAGGAUAGAGAAGCAAAAGGAGAGGAGCUGCAGUUGGUGAGGUGAUCGAGCGAGUGCUACAUCAUCAAAGCCCGAAAAGUGCGCAAAGGCACUAUAAUCUUCAAGAUUCGGACGAAUUGGCCAUUGAGAAGAGAGAAGGGCAGGAAAGAAGUGAAGAAAGGGACCUGAGCAUGAAGGAAAGAAGAAACCGGGGGCCAAAACUAAAGAAGGAAGGGCUCUACUUGGGAAGAAAGAAGAAAGGAGAAGGGCCAAAGUAAAAAAAAAGACAGAUCAGGGAGGGGGUCAAAAUCCCUAGCGCUGCUCCAUUCCCAAAUUGGGCCUGGCCACAUCUUCAUCUCUCUUCCCCUCACCAGUCCUUCUUCACCUCCGGCCGCCGCCACGGCCAGGCCGGCGUGGUGGUGCGCCUCCGCAGCCCAUCCACCCACCAGCGCCAUCCAUCACCAGCACCAACACCCAGCGCCACCCAACACCUCCACACGCUCCACACCGCCACCAUCCAUCACCACCACUCCCCGCUUCACCGCGCCAUCAUCACCCCCUCCCCACUGAACACCUCCGUGCGAGAGUUUCCCUGCUGCCGUCCUUCUUUCCUUGCCUCUGUUGCUGCUCUUGCUUGCACCCCUGUGCUGCUGCCUUUCUUCUCCCCUUGCUACUGCUCUUCUUGUCCUACGCCUUGCUGCUCCUCCUUCUUCCCUCGCCUUGCUGCUGCUCCUCCACUUCUCAACUCGAACCAGCUCCUCCUCCUCCUUCCCUUGCCUCUUCCCAACUGCUGCUGCUCCUCUCCUCACCCCUUUUGCUGCUACUCUUCUCUGAAAUCUCAAAACUGCUGCUGCUCCUCCCUAUUGCUUCACCCCUACUGCUCCUCCUCUCAACGUCUUGCUGCUGCUCUUCUCUGAAACCUCAAAACUGCUGCUUCUUCUCCCUCUCUCUAUUCUCUAAUUUUCUGUAAUCUUGAGUAGUGUAAUGUUCAUUACUUUGAAAUGUUCAGAAUUGAGAUGUGUAGCACUUGUA